Grus americana (Whooping crane) is the source of this 6832-nucleotide messenger RNA. RefSeq names its product cyclic AMP-dependent transcription factor ATF-7. Bases 154 to 1596 code for a protein of 480 amino acids. The transcript has 13 exons. NCBI's taxonomy places the organism in Eukaryota, Metazoa, Chordata, Aves, Gruiformes, Gruidae. The record is from RefSeq and is a predicted model, not a curated record. Gene Ontology annotation, biological process: regulation of transcription by RNA polymerase II. Gene Ontology annotation, molecular function: DNA-binding transcription factor activity, RNA polymerase II-specific; cAMP response element binding.
GCCAGCGCAAGGCCCCGGCGGCGGCGCGGCCCGGCCCGGCCCGGCCCUCCCUCAGGGGCUUGCCUAGAUUAGGGAUCCUCGCAGCCACGUUGGAUUACAGUUGAUCCUGUCUACACCAGGCAUCGCAAACAGCUUAGCUCAGCUGCAUGAAAUAUGGGAGACGACAGGCCGUUUGUGUGCAAUGCCCCUGGCUGUGGACAGAGGUUUACAAACGAGGACCACCUGGCGGUUCAUAAACACAAGCAUGAGAUGACAUUGAAAUUCGGCCCUGCUCGAACUGACUCAGUCAUCAUAGCAGAUCAGACUCCGACCCCAACUCGGUUCUUGAAAAACUGCGAAGAAGUGGGACUCUUCAAUGAACUGGCCAGCUCCUUUGAGCACGAGUUCAAGAAAGCCGCGGAGGAUGACGAGAAAAAGAAUGCCGGAGCCCUGGACAUGUCACUGCCCUCCACCCCGGACAUCAAGAUAAAGGAGGAAGAGCCAGUGGAGGUGGACUCUUCCCCGCCAGACAGCCCUGCGUCUAACCCGCGGUCGCCACCGAACAAGGAGAAGGAGAUCACCUCCAAGCCUGUAAUCAUUUCUACGCCUACUCCAACCAUCGUGCGUCCAGGCUCGCUGCCUCUACACUUGGGUUACGACCCGCUCCACCCUACGCUGCCUUCUCCGACCUCCGUCAUUACCCAGGCUCCCCCUUCCAACAGACAGCUUGGGUCUCCCACAGGUUCCCUUCCACUUGUCGUGCAGCUUGCAAACGGACAGACCAUGCCCGUCCUCCCAGGCCCUCCCGUACAGAUGCCUUCUGUUAUAUCGCUGGCUCGGCCGAUGUCCAUGGUGCCGAACAUUCCCGGUAUUCCUGGACCACCCAUCAACAGCAGCGGGUCCAUUUCGCCCUCAGGACUUCCAGUACACUCAGAAGCCAAAAUGAGGCUGAAGGCCAGCUUGACGGCAUCUUCCUCACUGAAUGGCAGCAAUCUGGUGGUGGGCUCAGCCAGCACGAUGGUGACCGCACGUCCGGAGCAGAGUCAGAUCCUUGUCCAGCAUCCUGAUGCCCCUUCCCCAGCUCAGCCACAGGUUUCCCCUGCCCAGCCCACCCCCAGCACCGGCGGGCGACGGAGACGCACGGUUGACGAAGACCCUGACGAACGCCGGCAACGGUUCCUGGAACGGAACCGGGCUGCUGCGUCCCGCUGCCGUCAGAAACGCAAGCUCUGGGUGUCUUCCUUGGAGAAGAAAGCCGAGGAGCUCACGACCCAGAACAUCCAGCUGAGCAAUGAAGUUACGCUACUGAGGAACGAAGUUGCUCAACUUAAACAGCUCCUGCUGGCUCACAAGGACUGCCCCGUAACUGCACUACAGAAGAAAACACAGGGCUAUCUCGAAAGCCCAAAGGAGAGCUCUGAGCCCACCGGCUCCCCUGCUCCCGUCAUCCAGCACAGCUCCGUGACGGCCUCUCCCAACGGGCUCAGCGUCCGCUCGGCGGCAGAAGCGGUCGCCACUUCGGUGCUCACUCAGAUGGCGAGCCAAAGGACAGAACUGAGCAUGCCGAUCCCCUCACACGUCAUCAUGGCUCCACAGUCGCAGUCUGCUGGCAGAUGAUGUCACAGCCUGUGCGUGUGACACGGAGCUAACCAUGAACUUGCAGCCAGAGAGACUGACCGUAACUAAGUCCCUGAUGAGUGGGGGCCGAUAAGGAUUUUUAUUUCUUUUUGUUGUUUUUUUUUUUUUUCCAAGUGAGUUAAGGGCAGCUAUGGCGCUUCUUACACUGCGUAGCCUGUACAGAUCCUGGCCCCCGACCGCUGCCCUGCCAUCGCCCGUCCCCGCGGGACGGCCGCAGCUUGAGCGCUUUUCUCCACCCUUCAGUUGACGAUCCGUCAACUCGCAGAGUCCUCUGAACACGCAGAGCCUGGCUUUGAAAAGCACCUUGAAAGGUUCGCUGUCAGGUAUCGGUUACGUUAACACUAAACCUUGGUGGAUCCCCUUGGCGCUUUCUCUCUUCCAGUUCCCCCCCCCACCCUCCCUCCUCCUCUGCUCUCAGCGAAGGAAAACAUAGCUCUUGGGAGGCUGUGACAUUUAGUCGUGCUGUCAAUGUAUUUUAUUUUUAACAGCGUGCUGCUUCCAGGCAUCUGCUCCCCCCUCUGCUCCAGCUACCUGAAACAUUGCACCUUCGCACCAGAAGCCUCCUUGAGCUCUGAGGUUAAAGGGGUCGAGGGUUACUCUCGUCUCACGGUAACUCCCAGCGAAGGAUUUUGGACACGAUGGGGGUGUAAUCGCUGUAAAUCGGUUUGUGCCCAACGAUUGGGAGACGGGGACGUGGGGCCGGGGACACACACACACGUGUUCCUGGUGACUUCUGCCGCGCCGGGAGCUGCGGACGUUCACGUCCUGCUCUUGUGACGGGAUGCUGCGGCUGCUGGAGGAGAGGUACCGUCUGUUCUGGCAGCGGAGCGGCUGCUCGCAGUCUUCCGUACAGUAAAUCGGUGCUGAGGUGCGUCGGCUGGGACCGGUGCAAAGGCGCUCUGGGAGGUACGUGAACGGAUGAGCCGGCCCAGGGGGCGAUAAGGAUGUGAGAAUUCAUCCUCUGCUCCCAGCUCCACUGUACACCUUGGCGAACAAAUCCCUCCCAUUUCCAAGGAUCAUCUCCUUUACGCAUAACCUCGAUGACCUUAAUAAUGGUGGCCUUAAAUCAUGAAUUAGUUGCCUGUUCCGAGGGGAGGGCACACGAAGUAGUGUUUUUAUUUGCCCAGUCUUUUACCUCUUCUUCAUGAUCAUCUUCUGCUCUCGGUGACGGAGCAUCUGUUGCUUCUGAAUCGGAGCAAACGAAGGAUUCACAGAGCUUCCACUUUCAUAGGGCAGGUUUAAAAACCCAACCCUCGAUGUUGAAAGGCGUUUGGAAUCGGGUCCGCUUUCUUGCCGGACGGCCGUAGCGUGCGUGUGUGUCUGUGUGUGCUUCCCGCGGCUGCCGCUGGCCCUGGGCAAGCGAUCGGGGUUGAUAGUUUGGAGAUUGGGGGGGGGAGGGUGUGCUGUGUGCGUUCGGGCUCUUGGAAUCAACCUCGUCAAAAUCCGUGGAGCUGCAUCAGCCCUUGGUCUUCCUCUCCUUCUCGGGAGGUCCCUCCUCGGCCGAGCUCUCGCCCACCUCAGGUUGCACUCGCCACUUUUGAGCCAAGUUUGUUUGUUCAAAGUGAUUUCGUUUGGCUCAUCCAGACUUGGAAGGUUUCCAGGGACAGCAAAACCCAAAGCAAAGUCUGAGCAAGGAACCGGAUCCCGCUCUGGACGGGGACGUUCAGCAGUUUGGUUUUUCUCUUGAGGAGAUCUGUCUUCUUCCCUCCCCUCUUUUUCAGGUCUUCCUCGAUUUCCCGGUAGUAUCGACCGCGGCGUUUCCUGGGUUUGGUUUGUCUCGGCCUCUCUCGUGCUCCUCUGGUUCCUCUUGCUCAUCUCGAGGGUCGUCUUGUGCGUAAUCGGGGUCAGUUCUGGCCUUGGCAGUUUGCACUUGGUUCAGCUCCUGCGUAGCCCCCCCCGGACCCGCCUUUUGUUUCUGUAAAACUGUUUCUGCAGAGUCUGCGUGUAGACAGACGUUCCGGCUCUUACUAUCCCGACGCGGUAUGUUGUUUCUGCAGUGAGAGCGAGCUGCGAGAUGAGGACACGGGGCGGGGGGGGGGUUCGGCAUGGCUUAAAGCCGUGCGACCUGGACUAAAAAGGGUUUCAGCCAGGUGAGGCACAGCGGGGGAUCAGGACCAUUUUUUGGGGGACCCAGCAUCUAAGGCAGAGGGUUUGCAGGAGGUUCAAGAUCCAGCCCGGCUCUGCUUUCUCUCCAUCCUGCUGCUGGAUGCAGGUUGGAGAGCUGAGAGGGAAUGACGGAAAACCCCGUGUGGUCCAAAAAGGGGUAAAAAACCGACCCGUCUUGCAGCAACGGGUUUGCUUUGGUCUUCGGAUCUGCUCAGUUUGCUUCAGGGGGCUUUGAAACAAGUGUCUGUCUUUCUUUCUUUGUCUGGGAAUAGCAGGAAUGACAAAAAUGUGUUGUAAAACAUACUUGCUUCGUCAGCCGUCGGGUUCCUGUCCCUUGGUGCGUAGUGCUGGGAGCCAGGAGCGAGCGGUUGCAUCCGGCAGCGCCGACAGUAGCUCACCAGCUCCUCCUAGGCUCACCGAGCGUUCGGCUCUGCACAAAAACCUCGUCUGUCGAGGAAAAGUGUUCACUGAAAGAAAAGAGAACGGAGAACUGGAGCUCCGGGCUGAUCCCGCCACCGGUGCCUCGUUUGCGCCGGGGUGGACGAGGCAGAGGAGCAGCCGGUGGCUCUGCUGGCAGGGUUGGAAGGACGGAGCGAAGGGUGACAGCGGAGAGGCGGCAGAUCCGGGACAGACGCAGGCGGCAGCGAAUGCAGCAGCUUCCCUUCCCCCUUGGUUUUCCCCUUAGGGACUCGAAGUGACCCGAUCCCGUGCGAUGCGAGAGCCGGGAUCACCCAGCCUGCCCGCGACUUCCCUGUGUCCCACAAAGGCCUUUCCCUGCCCUCGCCGCUCUCACCCUUGCACCGUGGGGCAUCGCGAGGUAGCUCAGGCCUUGCCGGUGAUGACGGGGGGAUGCAGAGAGCGGGUUUUCUCCCCAUCCCUCCGUGCUCCAGCCUCUCCCCAUCUCAACUCCCCUCUGCCUCCGAGUGCUUAGUGCCUUGAAAAAAAAAUAAAAAAAUCUCCUGCAAACCCAUGAAAACACAGUUGUAAAGCUCCAAACCUGGGCAGGAAUAAUCAGGGAACAAGUGUUGGACCAUACCAUACCAUUUUUUGUUCGUUUUUUUUUUUUUUUUUUAAUUGACAGGGUUGCAGCUUUCCCGCGUCCCCUUUGGGUGUGUUUUACCCCAACAGUGUUUGAAACCUCCAGGUCCCGGAGCAGGUUUCGGGUCUCCAUUUCCCUUUUUGGGCUCAUGAAGAUGCCCGGCAGAGCUGAUGCUGAACCGGUCUUAAACCUCGCAAGGAGCUGAAUGUCACGAGGUCGAGGCGGCCGUCACUUUUCCAGCGGGAGGGACAGUUGUGCUUUUUUAAGAGGUGACUCUUGCCAGGCUUUUUGGAGAGGAGGGUACGUAGAGAACACAUUUUCCACCAGUGCUUUUUCCAGCAUCUCCACGUCGAUGGAGUGGCCCCGUGGAGAUACAUUGGGCUGCCCGGUUGCUGAAAAUCCAGGGUCGGUGUGGAGCCUUGGUGCUCCGAGGUGGAAAUCCCCGCCGGGAGCUGAACAGCCGCUGGGUUUCUGCCCCGCAUCGUCUCUCCUUUCCCCAUCGCUUCUCUUGGAGGUGGUUUCUUCUCCAGGCCAGCGUGGCGGUCGCUGCAGAGGACGUGCUUUGGUUUUUGUGGGAGUUAGGGAUCGGUUUUGGUCGGGAAGAAGGAUUUUGCGGUAGGUUGGUGAUGCAGGGUCCCCCCAGACCCGUGAGGACGGGCGAGGGGGAUGGUGGCUUUUUCUCCUCCUCCUUCCUUCCCUUCAACUCUUGCUUGAAGACUUUGCGGAUGUCUUUGGGUUGGUUAAAAAAAAAAAAAAAAAACAACCAACCAAACCCAGAUUUCUGCUCUAGGAUGAUUUCUUCUGCUUUUCAGAGGGUCCCGGGGGAUGGCAGCCGCCCGGCUGGCUCUGCUCAGCACCUUGCUGAGCAUCUGCACUUUCCUCUGCCAGCCCUCGGGCCUCGGCUGCGGUGCCUUAACCAAAACCCCAGUUAGUGCCGGUGUCGGUCCUGCGGCUUCCUGCACGUCUUCCCCCAAAGCCCGUCGCUGCGGUAGCGGUUUUUGGGAUCUCCAUCCCUCCUCUGUGGCCUAAUUGUUGGGGGGGGGGGGAAGGUGAUGCUGGGGCUCCUCGUGGGAGCGUGGAAAAGCCCCGCAGGGUUUCGAGGUCGCGUUUAGGUUGUGAAGGAGUCGGGGAGAGUCCGGACGGCGACAUUGGCUGUGGGGAGUCGGGGUUUUUAUCGAGCCAUCGUCAUUCUGAUGUCAAAUAGAAACAAGUGGCUGAAAAAUGCAGCCCGGGGCAGCCGCUCCCCCGCCCAGGGGUGAUGCUGAACCCCAGGAGGGGUCUCCCUCCUCUCCCUCCUUUCCCUCAGGCAGAGAUGAAGAUCUCCUCGGGAUUGGGGGGGGUUUGGUGCCGCCUUUUCCCCCCAGACUGGCUCCUCGGUUCCGGAUUUCAGUGACUCAGCCGGGAAAUGUGUCAUUUUUUGGCCUUGCAGACCCGUUUCUGUGUGGGUCCCGCCCCCCCCCGUUUCGGGCACACGCAGGCUCCGGCAGCGGUGAUGCUCUCUGGCCCCAAAACGAGCCCAGGAAGUGAUGGAGGGACCCGCCGGUCCCUGGGGACACGGGAGGAAGGUCCUGGGCAUGCCCCUGCCCCCCCCCCCCCCCCAGCUGCUUUGUACGGCAAGCUUUGACGAUCAAUAACAGAAGAAACCAAGAAAAAGGAACCACCCCCCCACUCCCCCGAAAAGCGUAACCAUGAGGGUGUAGUAUCUAUAAAAAAAAAAAAAAAUUACGUAUCUAUGAGUAUAUACAGACCUAUAUAGACAUAUAUCAACUUCUGAAUGGAUGCGCAGCUCCUUACGCACCAAAAUGGUUUUCUAGCUGUAACCCCUUCCUGCGGCCCCCCCGGGCCCCGAGGGACACCCCCCCCCCCCCCCAGCUCCGCACGGGCUCCUGCGAGCGGGUCCUCACAGCCCCCGCGGGGGCCCGGGGACACGGGGGGAUGCGGCGGGGAUCGGGGGGUGGGGGGGGGGGAACACACGUCCCGGCUCCCCCCACCACCUCGGCUGCGUCGUACCAAACAUGUAAUGUGCCUUUUAUUUAUGCUGCAAAUAUACCAUUAAACUAUUACCCAGGA